AACGGAUGGCCUGAAUGACAUGAAAGCCAACAACAACGCUCACAGUUUUGUUGUGAGGCAGGGGUAGAUACCCACAGAUUCUGGACUCAGACACCAGGUCAUUCAAAGCAAAUAUCAUAAAAGCGUUCUGAACUGGCGCUGAUGCGCAUAAAAUCAGGCAAAAUCGAGUCGUCCUACACGGCCCCGCGAAAAGCCCCUAAUGCGACUUCUCAGGUGGGGCAGAUGAUCCAACACCACUUCCAAAGACUCUAUCAAGCACCCCUUAUUCCCAUCUUGCACGUGAAUCUGGGCACCUAAUCAGAGGUACAACCCAUACGCCUUCGACAAUGGAAGACGACCGCGCCCUGGUAGAUGUUGGCAUCGCCGCCGACAUCGAGCAGAGCUACGCCCAGGCCAGCACCCCGGAGCAGGUGAUCAAACAGCCCAAGAAGAGAUUUGUAGGCAGGAGAACGGCGGCGGCGGCAGCAGCAGCGCAAACGUCACAGACUGCCUCGGGCCCUGACGAUGCAGGGAGCGCAGAGAGCGGGGUUAUCCAAGUGGCGCAGCCAAAGAGGCCGCCGCGGCUGCUCAACCAGGUGCCGCCUGAGCUGCUGGCCGAUGCCGAGCUCAAGGCGGCCAUCGCGCUGCUGCCGGCCAACUACUCGUUCGAGAUCCACAAAACCAUCCACAGGAUCCGGACGCUGGGGGCCAAGCGCGUGGCGCUGCAGAUGCCCGAGGGCCUGCUCCUGUUCGCCACCACCAUCUCGGACAUCCUGACCCAGUUCUGCCAGGGCGUCGAGACGCUCAUCAUGGGUGACGUGACGUACGGCGCCUGCUGCAUCGACGACUACACGGCGCGCGCCCUGGGCUGCGACCUGCUGGUGCACUACGCCCACAGCUGCCUCAUCCCCGUCGACGUGACCAAGAUCAAGACCCUUUACGUCUUUGUAGAUAUCAGUAUUGACACUUCGCAUCUGCUGGCCACGCUCGAGCGCAACUUCUCGGCGGGGAGCACCAUCGCUCUCGUCGGCACCAUUCAGUUCAACGCCACCAUCCACGGCGUCCGCGCCACGCUCGAGAGGGCCGGCUUCGGCGUGGUGGUGCCGCAGAUCGCACCGCUGUCGCGCGGCGAGAUCCUGGGCUGCACCUCCCCGGACCUGUCCCGCGCGGCGGCCGACAAGAAGGUCGACCUGAUCCUGUACCUCGGUGACGGCCGCUUCCACCUCGAGAGCAUCAUGAUCCACAACCCGAACGUGCCGGCCUACCGCUACGACCCCUACUCGCGGCGGCUGACGCGCGAGGAGUACGGCCACGCCGAGAUGCAGGACCUGCGGCGCGCCGCCAUCACGGCGGCCAAGAAGGCGCGCAAGUGGGGGCUGAUCCUGGGCUCGCUCGGCCGCCAGGGGAACCCGCACGCCCUGGCCCUCAUCGAGCGCCGCCUGGCCGCCCUGGGCGUCCCCUGCGUCAACCUGUGCCUCAGCGAGAUCUUCCCGGGCAAGCUGGCCGCCAUGGCCGACGUCGAGUGCUGGGUCCAGGUGGCCUGCCCGCGCCUGAGCAUCGACUGGGGCUACGCCUUCCCGCGCCCGCUGCUGACGGCAUACGAGGCCCUCGUGGCCCUGGGCGAGCGUGAGGACUGGGGGUCCGGGCCGUACCCCAUGGAUUACUACGGGAAGGAGGGCCUGGGGAGGACGAAGCCGUUGGCCACUGUCGGGGCGGCAUGAGGUGUUUUUUUGUGUGUGUAUGAUACCGUCCUACAUAUGGAGAAAAGGAAGAAAAACGCAAAAGUCAGGGACCAUAUCAAGUUCGCUGUGUGAAUGUCCUACUUCUUUCUCAGAGUAGACAAAACAAGAAAAUUGAGCUUCAUCCGUAAUGUUUCCUCUUGGAAUCUAUACCCGCAAAAUGUC
This is a messenger RNA of Gaeumannomyces tritici R3-111a-1, 1883 nucleotides long. Its product is annotated as diphthamide biosynthesis protein 1. Gene Ontology annotation, molecular function: 2-(3-amino-3-carboxypropyl)histidine synthase activity. The record is from RefSeq and is a predicted model, not a curated record. The transcript has 2 exons. NCBI's taxonomy places the organism in Eukaryota, Fungi, Ascomycota, Sordariomycetes, Magnaporthales, Magnaporthaceae. Gene Ontology annotation, biological process: protein histidyl modification to diphthamide. Bases 327 to 1700 code for a protein of 457 amino acids.